ACCCCCCCCGUGCGGGCGCCAGGCGCGCCGCGACGCCCAGGGGCCCGCCGCGUCCAGGGAGGUGCUCGAGCUGCAGCUCCGCCGCGCAGCCGAGUGCCUGGAGCAGCAGCGCAAGCGGCCGCUGCUGAUCAUAGACGACGCCGCAGGCGCGCUGCGGCCGAGCGGUGGCGUGCGGGACGUGCUCGUCGGCCUGCUGGAGGCCACGAAGCAGCUCUGCAUCGCGGCAUUCUGCAGAGGGGCGAUGUACGACUCUCUGGGCUCGUGGAAGUGCGUCAACGUGCUUCUCCAGGAGCUGUCUAGCACGGAAGCUGCAGAGCUAUUUCUGAGGCGCAUCCACCGCCCCUUGCGCCCCUGCGACCUGCAGGCCGGUGCCGGGCUGGUGGGCGAGGUUCCGGCCGGAGGCCUGUCGGCGCAGCUGUCGGCCCACCCGCUGCUGCAGCACCUGGGCGGCCAUCCUGGCCGCGUGCGGGCCGCCAGCGAGCUUGUGACGCCCGGGCUGCGCUCCAUCUUCGAGCUGUGCGCUGGAGGCGGCGCUGGGGACGCCGCCGGGGGCGCUGCCGGCACGCCGGGGCUCGCGCGGGCGAUGUCGGUGGACGAGGGCCCCGGCGCGGGGCGCCCACCAGCGGGGGCGCAGCCUCGACCCCCAGGCACCGCCGGGCCGCAGCCGGCCCCGGGCCCCGGGCAGGC
This is a messenger RNA of Prorocentrum cordatum, 687 nucleotides long. The record is from the annotation of a GenBank genome assembly. Lineage: Eukaryota; Dinophyceae; Prorocentrales; Prorocentraceae.